Dentiscutata erythropus is the source of this 334-nucleotide messenger RNA. NCBI's taxonomy places the organism in Eukaryota, Fungi, Glomeromycota, Glomeromycetes, Diversisporales, Gigasporaceae. The record is from the annotation of a GenBank genome assembly.
CCUAUUCGGAUUUGAUUAAUAAAUUACCACCUUCUUUAGUUAAUGAAGCUUGGAAGAGAAAUCCAAUAAUAAAGGAUGAAGCUAGUGACAGAAAAAGGAGCCAGCUUAUGGGAAUUCUGAAGCCACCAUUCCCAAAAAUAUUAAUAAAAAUGUCCAUUGAAACUGUCCCAGAUUCUGGAUAUUACAGUAUUAGCAAUGUUAGCGUACAAAGCUCGAUUACGACAGCAACCGAUGACACUGUUUCAAUACAAAAAAUGCCGGAUUAUACCUAUUUUCGAAGCCUAUGGUGGACGGAAGGAAAUAUUCACCCAGAAGCAAAGUGGGAAGAAGCUAA